UACUAUAGGUAUUAGGUAACGUAAUUUAAAUUGGCAUUUUAAAAAGUUUUUGGCGCUUUUUUUCUAAAAAAAUGCUAAAACAAGAUCGUUUAAGUCGCGAAUUAGCAAAAUUAGCAAAUACAGAAACAAAUGGCAUCUGUGUAUUCCCAAAAGACGACAAUUUUAGUGUUAUGGAAGCACAAAUCACUGGUCCUGAAAACACAGCCUAUGAACGAGGUGUUUUUAAGUUAGAAAUAAUUAUUCCUGAGAAAUAUCCUUUUACGCCUCCUUCUAUUAAGUUUCUAACAAAAAUUUAUCACCCAAACAUCGACGACAGUGGAAGAAUUUGUUUAGAUUUGAUGAAAAUGCCACCUAACGGAGGUUGGAAGCCUAUUAUUGGCAUAGAAGCCCUUUUAAUUGCAAUACGAAUGUUGCUAGAGACUCCCAAUCCUGAAGAUCCAUUAAUGGUUGACAUUGCUGAAGAAUAUUUAAGAUUUAAUGAUAAAUUUAAGAGAAAAGCUAGAGAAUAUACUGAAAAAUAUGCAAAGUGAUUAUUAGUGAAAAACAAAUAGAAUAAAAGAUUAUAUUAAUUGUCUAAUAUAUAAUUAUUGUUAAAAUACAGCUUAAGUUAAUUAAAAUAUACAGAUAUUUACAAAAAUA
Molecule: messenger RNA, 639 nt
Organism: Sitophilus oryzae (rice weevil)
Lineage: Eukaryota; Metazoa; Arthropoda; Insecta; Coleoptera; Curculionidae
Product: ubiquitin-conjugating enzyme E2 T-like
Exons: 2
Coding region: 72-530 (152 amino acids)
Source: RefSeq, a predicted model, not a curated record